AUGUCUGAUCAGUCCAAGCAGCCUGAGUCUUCUUCUACCAAUAACCCUUCCCAAGAAGGAGAGAACAAUACCUCGUCCCCUUCCUCCCCUCAACAAGAGAACCCUCCUACUGGUGAUCAGGAAGAACAAGAACAGAAGCCUGAGGAUAACACCGACAACAACACCAACAACGACACAGAAGACAAACCCAAGGAAGAGGACAAAGAAGAAGACCCUCAACCUAAACAAGAACCUCAAGAAGAAGAAGAACAAGACCCCCAACCCAAACAAGAAGAGAAAGAAGACACCAAACCCCCCAAACAAGAACCCCAAUCUUCCGACUCAGAACCAGAACCAGAAUCAGAACCAGAACCAGAACAACGCGCCCCCCAACCCACCAACAACCAAGACCGUAAACGUCGCUCCCGACCACCCCAGAAACUCCGCCAAAGAGACGAAUACUCCGACAUGGACAACAGCAACCAACAAGUAGACCGCCCCCGUCGCCAGCGCCGCCAGCGUCCCCAACAGCAACAACAAGGCCAGGACGGCGGACCAUUGGGCGGCCUCCCCGGCGUGGGCCAAGCCGGCGAUCUCGUCCAAAACACAGCAGGCAACGCACUGAACGGAGUAACAGGCAGUGCGGGCAAAGCCGUAGGCGGGAUCCUCGGCGGAGGCGGCGGCGGGGAUGAAAAGGAAGGCAAGGAUGAGCAGUUGAGGUUGAGACUUGAUCUCAAUUUGGAUAUUGAGGUGCAGUUGAAGGCUAAGAUUCAUGGUGAUCUUACCCUUGGGUUGUUUUCGUGA
Molecule: messenger RNA, 783 nt
Organism: Aspergillus luchuensis
Lineage: Eukaryota; Fungi; Ascomycota; Eurotiomycetes; Eurotiales; Aspergillaceae
Exons: 2
Coding region: 1-783 (260 amino acids)
Source: RefSeq, a predicted model, not a curated record